AUGCUAACUGCCACUCACUUAUUUGUGGUUGCUGUAGCAUUGCGAAUCGGCUUCUUCUCGUUCGGUCUUUACCAAGAUGCCUACUUGCCUGUGAAGUAUACUGACAUCGAUUAUCUCGUGUUUUCAGAUGCUGCAGAGUACGUAUCCAAAGGAUUGUCACCAUACUUGAGAGAAACUUACAGAUACACGCCGCUCUUGGCGUGGAUGUUGGUCCCGAACUCACAACCUUACCUCUACAGCUUUGGUAAGUUCGUCUUUAUGAUCAGUGAUCUCAUCACUGGUGUUGUGAUAUUGAAAUUACUACAAAGACAACAACAACAAGGUGGUUUAUCGGCCAGAAAAGCUCUAAUCCUUUCCUCAAUCUGGUUAUUGAAUCCAAUGGUUAUAACCAUAAGCACACGAGGCUCGUCCGAAAGCGUUUUGACCGUGCUAAUAAUGCUUUCAUUCUACUUCCUCAGGGUAUCCAAUUUGUUGUCUGCGGUGUUCCUUGGAUUGGCUAUUCACUUUAAGAUUUACCCUAUCAUAUACCUCCCUAGUAUAAUGCUUUUCUUAAGUAAAGAGAGUAAGCCUUUCAUCAACGGUAUACCAAUAGUCAACUGGGUCAAUUGGACAAACUUACGGUUCCUUCUAGUUACAUUGAUCACAGUUGCAGUAUUGAACGGACUAAUGUACUUGAUCUAUGGUUACGAAUUCUUAUUCCACUCAUACUUGUAUCAUUUGACCAGAGUGGACCAUAGACACAACUUUUCAGUGUACAACGUCGCCAUGUAUUUCCAAUCUGCCCUUCCUCCGUCAUCAAAUAACUCCAACCAAUAUUCAGUAUGGGGUUUACUCAGCGUGGUCAUUGAUAACCUUGAAAAGUUUGCAUUUGUUCCACAGUUUGCUUUCUCCACUAUCAUUAUCCCGCUUCUCUUUGCCAGGGAGGAUUUAUUAUCAUGUGUAUUCUUCCAAACAUUUGCGUUUGUCAUUUUCAAUAAAGUGAUGACCUCCCAAUAUUUCAUCUGGUUUUUGAUCUUUUUACCGCAUUACUUAUCAAAGUCAAGGUUAUUGUCAAAUAGGAAGAACUGGCUCUUGGGAGGAACCACUCUUCUACUUUGGGUUGUGUCUCAAGCGUCCUGGCUAUUUUUUGCGUAUAAAUUAGAAUUUUUAGGCGAAAGUACCUUUAAUUACGAAUUGUUUACCGCUUCGUCAUUCUUUUUCUUAACAAACUGCUGGAUAUUGGGUGUUUUCAUGGAAAACAUCUAG
Molecule: messenger RNA, 1245 nt
Organism: Dujonia railenensis
Lineage: Eukaryota; Fungi; Ascomycota; Pichiomycetes; Serinales; Debaryomycetaceae
Source: the annotation of a GenBank genome assembly